CCGCUCAUGCGCACUGCAGCAGGCAAAGAACAGUUCCUUCGUUACAGCACAUGUAACCGACUUGACCUCCGGCUGCGGUGUAAUUAAUGUCCUGAUUUUCAGUCCUGCUCUUAUAUUCACGCACUAACAGUCGCGUCAGUGUGGAAACAGCAGUUCGGUAGAGAAGCCGCUGCGGCAUUAGGUGAGCUCUCGUUCCGCUGUGUUGGGGGAAAUGGCUGCGGUGUCGGCUCUGUCUCCAGGCGCUGGGCCUGUGGAUACACGGCCACCUGAAGACGACAUCGAAGGAGACGACGAUGAUCUGGAUGAAACCUUAGCAGAGAGGCUGUGGGGAUUAACAGAGAUGUUCCCGGACACACUGCGUUCAGCAGCCGAAGUAUCGGCACAGUGCUCGCUGUCCGUAGCAAAAAAAGUUUACAGUUUUUCCCGCACUGCACUGUGGAUCGGCGCCACUUCAUUUAUGAUCCUGGUUCUUCCUGUCGUGUUUGAAACAGAGAGAUUACAGCUGGAACAACAACAGCUGCAGCAACAGAGACAGAUCCUAUUGGGGCCAAAUGCUGGAAUAUCUGGUGUAAUACCUGGAAUGGCACCCAUUGCUCCUGCAAAGGUCUGAAGAAUUGUCUCGUACCCCAUCCUUAAGCUGCAGUCCACAGAAGGACCUGGAAUUGAGUCAUCUGAAUGGAUAAAGAGAAUACAUGAGCUGGCUUCAUUCAUAGAAUGUCAUCCAGUGUCUUUUUUUUUUUGUCUUUACAUACAGUACCAGUUAAAAGUUCAGACUACAAAAUGCUUUGCUUAUUCAGAAAGGAGUCUGUUUUGUUUCUUUUUUUAAAUGAGUGUUUUAGCCUUGUGAAAUUACAAGUUUAUCAUCAGAACACUUUACACGAGAGUUUUCAUUCAUAACAAUGAAGAAAAAAACAACUGGAAGCAGUGACAACGUUAUAAAUGAUAGUAGAUUUAUAUUGUACGUUCUUUCAUCAAAGUUUUGACUACUUGCCUUCCAAUAAGAAAAAAAUAGGUCAGAAAUGGAGAAAGACUUAAAUUAUGUAAAGGUAUUGUACAACUCUUCACUCGAUAAGAAUGUUGUAUUCGUUUUAAUAUGUUGCUGUAACAUUUUACAAAACAUCUUCUGUAACACUUUUUCAUCGAAAUCCUUUCUCUCUGCUCCUCCAGAAAGGCUUCAGGAAAUCAUCUGUAUAUUUGACAUGUCUUCAGAAAUUAAACAAAACAGAAAAAGUU
Molecule: messenger RNA, 1233 nt
Organism: Neoarius graeffei (lesser salmon catfish)
Lineage: Eukaryota; Metazoa; Chordata; Actinopteri; Siluriformes; Ariidae
Gene: tomm22
Product: translocase of outer mitochondrial membrane 22 homolog (yeast)
Exons: 4
Coding region: 212-610 (132 amino acids)
Biological process (GO): intracellular protein transport
Cellular component (GO): mitochondrial outer membrane
Source: RefSeq, a predicted model, not a curated record